AUGUUCGGAACUCGUCAGAAAGCUGAGAACAAUCCACAUGGAUCUUCUGCUGAAUAUCGCAAAACAGCGUUAGUAAUCGGUAACAGUCUUUAUCAUAGAAAUUCCAAAUUAAAUAAUACAGUGAACGAUGCAAAUGGAAUGUGUGACGCUCUACAAUCGGUUGGUUUCAAAGUGUCGAAAGGACUCGAUCUGACAUACAGUCAGAUGCAGUCAUACAUAAAUAAGUUUAUUGAUGAUAUUCAACCAAACGAUUUGGUUUUGUUUUAUUUUUCUGGUCAUGGGACACAGUGGGAAGAUCAGAACUUUUUGGUAGCUUGUGAUGAUGAAAAUUUGACAAAAGAAAAUAUCACUCGUUAUGCCAUCAAUGCUCAAGAUGUUCUCAAACACAUGACCAGCUGCAAGCCAUUUGCGACUCUGAGUCGUGGUAAUGGCUCAGAAACACAUGGUCUUGCACCGAUGCAUGGAGAUGGAAAUACAUUCAUCUGUUUUGCAUGUGCACCGAAUCAAACAUCAUCGGAUGGGAAUAGAAUCGAUAAACAUGGCACCUUUACUAAACAUCUCCUUCGUCAUAUUACAAAACCAAAUGAACAACUACAAGACUUGAUGAUCGAUGUCAACCGUGAUGUUAUUAGAGAAACAGAUGGGGCUCAAAAACCUUGGCAACAUAUGUCACUCACUCAUAGAGAUAUCUAUCUUGCUCAUCGUGCUGAUGGAAAUCACAAUGUUGUGGCGAAUGAAGAUCAGUCUGUGAACCAUCAUCAUGGAUCAUCUGUGGCUCCAUUCGAUUCAUUCUUUUCGAAUCCGAUGCAAGAUGUUUUCUCAGAACCUAAUGUUCAUGUGAAGAAUUCUUUUCAUUACCAUUGUAGUGGUUUCAGUAGUGAUUCUGGUCCAUUUCAUCGUGAGUUCCAUGGAGAAUCGAACGGUGGUAAUUUUGAUUCUUUCAUCAAGCAGGCAGAAAGAGAUUCAGGCUACGAUCUGAAUGGCGAUGGAAAAAUCGGAUGA
Messenger RNA from Adineta ricciae, 1002 nucleotides. The record is from the annotation of a GenBank genome assembly. NCBI's taxonomy places the organism in Eukaryota, Metazoa, Rotifera, Eurotatoria, Adinetida, Adinetidae.